AUGAUUGAUAAACUUAAAGACCUAGCUACGGACCUUGGAGUGAAAUGGCUACAAGACUACCUUGGCCUUGAGGAAAAGCUGGAAAAUCUUGAAACAAGAAUUAAUCUAGUGAAAUAUCGAGCGAUUGAUAUGGUGACAUUGACCAAAUUGCAAUCAGGGAAGAAAAGGAAGAAGGAGGUUGAAGAAUGGCUUAAAAAGGUUGAAAGAAAGAAAAUAGAAUUCAGGGAUUUGAGAGCACAAGUCCAGCAAGCUAGAUUUUACUCUCGUAUACAACUCGUACGACGUGUUGAAACGAUGAUGGGGGAAGUAGAGGAUCUCGUUCAGCAGGGAGCAUUUUCUGGAGGCCUUUUUCUAGAUGUAUAUGACACAAAAGGAGUGCCACUACUGGCAACAACAUGGAAAGGUCAAGCAUUUGAACAAAAUCUGAGAGAAAUCUGGGAAUGUGUAAUGGAUGAUGAGAUAUUCAGCAUUGGCAUCUAUGGUAUGGGGGGUGUAGGCAAAACAACACUAGCCACGCAUGUCCACAACAAUCUUCUAAAAGAAGCAAAAUUUUCAGGACAUGUUUGUUGGAUAACUGUAUCACAGGAGGCCAACAUUCACAAAUUGCAGAAGGACAUUGCGAAGUUCUUACCUGUAGAUCUUUCAUGUGAGGAUAACGACAGGAAGAGAGCAGCUCAACUAUUCCAGGCAUUGAAGAGGAGGAGAAAUUUUGUGCUCAUAUUGGAUGAUGUCUGGACACAUUUUGAUUUAGAGAAUGUGGGAAUUCCUCUCCAAGUAGAUGGGAGCAAAUUGAUUAUAACUAGUAGAUCAUUAGAUGUGUGUUGUGCCAUGGGUUGCCAAAAGGAAGUUAAAGUGAAACCGCUUUGUUAUCAGGAAGCUUGGACGCUUUUUCUAGAGAAACUUGGUUGUUGCAGACCACAACCUCCAGAUAUAGAAGAGAUAGCCAAGUCUAUGGUGAAAAAUUGUGCAGGCUUACCGCUAGGGAUCAUAACAGUGGCUGGAAGCAUGAAAGGGACAGAUGACAUUCAUGAGUGGAGGGAUGCAUUGGAAGAAUUGGAGGACCCUGUCGCUAGACAAGAUUGUGAGGUAUUCAAAAUCUUGCAUUACAGCUAUAGUCGUUUGCGCGAUCAAAGAUUGAAAGAUUGCUUCUUGUAUUGUUCAUUGUACCCUGAAGAUUGUGAAAUUCCAAGAGAUGAAUUGAUAGCAAGCUUUAUCAGAGAAAGACUCGUAGACAAAAGAAGAACCAGACAAGCAGAGUUUGACCAGGGUCAUGCAUUACUGAAUAAACUUGAGAAUGCAUGUUUGUUGGAAGGUGUUGUAAAGAUCAAAGAAGAUGAUACAGAAGCAAAAUAUGUAAAGAUGCAUGAUUUGAUGAGAGACAUGGCCCUAAAGAUAACAAAGACUAAACCCAAGUACCUGGUGAAAGCUGGAAUUUGGCUGAGAGAUAUACCUGACAAGAGUGAGUGGAAAGAGGAUUUAGACAAGGUAUCAUUGAGAUUUAACGUUGUAUCAUCAAUCCCUUUAGGCAUAUCGCCCAAUUGUCCUAAACUUUCCACCUUAUCAUUAUGGGGCAAUGAGUUGACGUCAAUGCCAUGUUCAUUCUUUGCUCAUUUUGGUGCCCUCCAAGUUUUGGAUUUAAGUUGUAACCGUAGCCUUGAAGAGCUACCUAAUUGCAUAUCAGAAUUGGAGAGACUUACAGCACUAUUGUUAUUUUCAUGUCGGGACCUCAGAUUUGUGCCAUCCUUGGAAAAGCUCAAAGCAUUAAGAGAGUUGGAUUUGUCUGAUACUAAAAUAAGUGAUGUACCUGAAGGCCUCGAAGGAUUGGUCAAUCUCAAGUGCCUAAAUAUGGUUCAGACAAAUUUGGAGAUGAUAUCAGAAGGGAUUAUAUCCAAACUCUCCUGUCUUCAGAGCCUCGGAAUUCCAAGACAAGUAUCAGUGCAAGUAGAAGAAUUAGAAUCACUGAAGCAGUUGGAAGAAUUUAUCGGUGGGUUCCCUGAGGCUAAUUCAUUCAGCCGAUUCGUCAGAUCUCGCCAGCGCUUCAACAGGCCUAGUUUUUAUGUUAUCCAAGUAGGUUCAGGGCUACUAAAAGGAUUGAGUGGACAUUUUCAACAAAUGGCCAGCAAAAGGGUAGUUUUCAGUUUUACAAAUGUUAACCCUGGAGGCGAAAAAAGAGCAAAUAUACUUCCAGAUGACAUUCAAGAACUAGAAAUCUGUGCUUGUCAAGGAUUAGGCAGCUGCUUGAAUGAUACUUUUGCAGAGUUCAAUACUCAAACAAGAGGCUUGACACAUUGCUUGAUUGAAGGGAGUAGCGAGAUAAGAUCCCUCUUGAAGUUGUCCUCUUCAGAAGACCAAUUUGUCAUAAAGGGACAAAAUUCUGCUUGCGCUCCAUUGCAAAACCUCAAGCAUCUACGACUCAUUUGUUUGUCAAACUUCAGUGGACUCUUUGAGUGGGACUCAGUAGCUAACGCAAUUCCUCCACCUAGCACUUUUUCUUGCCUUAGAUCUUUGUUCAUUGAUCGUUGUGGCAAGCUCAAGAAGUUGUUCACACCAAGGCUGCUACAAUCCGUGCAAAGUCUUGAAGUACUUAAGGUCUGGGGUUGUAACGAACUGGAGGAGAUAGUAUCAAACGAUGAAGAAGGCUACUUUAGUUUUACUUCAAGCAACAAAGAUUCAUGCUCAAGGGCCACUAUCAGUUGCCUCCCAAAUCUCAAGAAAUUGGCUGUGCUAGGAAAUCCUAAACUAAGGAAUAUUUGCAAGGGGCUCCUGAUUUGUAACUCUAUUGAGAGAAUUGAGGUAAUAAGCUGCCGAAAUCUGGGAAGCUUACCUCCCUUCCUACCCUCCAUCAAUGGGCAACCUUCUGCACCCCCAGCACUUAAAGUGAUCCAAAUAUCUCUACUUGGUUGGGAGUCAUUGAAAUGGGACAAUACUUACAUGAAGAAGAUCCUUCAACCUUUUGUUCGUUAUGGUGAAUUUUGA
Coffea eugenioides is the source of this 2976-nucleotide messenger RNA. Its product is annotated as putative disease resistance protein At4g10780. The coding region runs from base 1 to 2976 and encodes 991 amino acids. Lineage: Eukaryota; Viridiplantae; Streptophyta; Magnoliopsida; Gentianales; Rubiaceae. The transcript has a single exon. Gene Ontology annotation, molecular function: protein binding; ATP hydrolysis activity; ADP binding. The record is from RefSeq and is a predicted model, not a curated record.